AUGAAAUUAAAUCUGAGAUUUUUUUCCUUCUUACUCUGCAGCUUAUUAAAACUCAGUCUUAUCUUAAUUCUGUCCAUUUCCACAAUGUCUGUGUUUUGGUGUUACCCAGAUCUGUCUUCUAAGGUGUCUGAAAAAUCUGAUUACUUUCUCAUCCUGUUGAACAGCUGCCCAGCCAGGCUGCACGGGAGCGAGGGACUAGCUUUUCUAAAGCCAAUUUUGGAGAAGACAUCUACAAAAAGGUCCUUUCGCAAUGGAGUUGGCACAGGGAUGAAAAAAACUUCCUUUUGAAGAGCAAAACCAUGA
Molecule: messenger RNA, 303 nt
Organism: Heterocephalus glaber (naked mole-rat)
Lineage: Eukaryota; Metazoa; Chordata; Mammalia; Rodentia; Bathyergidae
Gene: Nps
Product: neuropeptide S
Biological process (GO): positive regulation of synaptic transmission, GABAergic; positive regulation of synaptic transmission, glutamatergic; neuropeptide signaling pathway
Cellular component (GO): extracellular region
Source: RefSeq, a predicted model, not a curated record